Molecule: messenger RNA, 2337 nt
Organism: Cydia amplana
Lineage: Eukaryota; Metazoa; Arthropoda; Insecta; Lepidoptera; Tortricidae
Gene: Pgant35A
Product: polypeptide N-acetylgalactosaminyltransferase 35A
Exons: 11
Coding region: 94-2205 (703 amino acids)
Biological process (GO): protein O-linked glycosylation; regulation of Notch signaling pathway
Cellular component (GO): Golgi apparatus
Molecular function (GO): polypeptide N-acetylgalactosaminyltransferase activity; Notch binding
Source: RefSeq, a predicted model, not a curated record
UGUAACGCUGUUUAUAGAAACCCGGGUUACUUAAUUUAUAUCCUUAUUUUAAAAGAACUCUGUGCAUUGAAUAUCCUUCAAUGCUCUUUUAAUAUGUCGAUGUUAAGAUAUUGUCUUAGACGGAUGGGAAAAAUAAAUCACUUUUUCCUUUGGGGCAUUAUAUUUGCUUCUGCGACAUGGAGUGUUUUUUUGUAUUUGUAUUGGUUGCUGAACAUGAGCGGUAAAACUGUUAUGAUCAAUGGAGAGAAAAAAAUACAUUACCGUUUAGUGAAUACCGAAGAGAAGAACCGAAUAAAAAAUAACGACAAAUCUAUUGCUGCCCUAGAGGGAAAAGAUUUACUGUAUGACACUCCUGGAGUCAAAAAUCAGUAUUCAGGAAACAUGUGGAAGUACCAAAAAAAUCCAUCUGAAUAUCAGCGAAAAAUGAUGUUGAAGGAAAAAUAUGCCAAACAAAUGGGAGUUAAACUGUCAGCCAAGCCAGAUAAAAGUCUAGACAGUCAAUUUGGAUUGAUACGCAAUGCUGAAGACGUUAGAACUCGUGACAGGGGGUACAAUUUGCAUGCCUUUAACACGCUUAUAUCACAACGAAUAGGAAAUCACCGGGGUGUUCCCGAUACAAGAAAUAAAUUAUGUCGUAUACGGAAGUACAGUAAUAAACUACCAAAGGCAUCCAUAAUUAUAUGUUUCUACAAUGAACACUUUGAGACUCUCAUGCGUUCCGUGCAUUCAAUAUUAGACAGAACAGAUCAGAAACAUUUAAAAGAAAUCAUCUUAGUUGAUGAUUAUAGUGACAUAGAGGGUCUUCAUGAUGAUAUACAGAAAGCUGUUAAUGAUCUCAACAACAAAAUGCGAAGGGAUGAAGAAAUGCUUGAAACGAAUAACAUAGAUGUAGAGAAUGUUGUAGAUUAUAUCAUUGAUGAUCCCAACGGUGAAAAGAAGCCCACUGACAGGAAUCCUAAACAUGGUUUUACCAUAAGACUUCUACGGACAAGUCGGAGGGAGGGGCUCAUACGCGCGAGGCUGUAUGGGGCUGACAACAGCAUCGGUGAGGUACUGGUGUUCCUAGACUCUCAUAUAGAGGUUAACACAGAGUGGCUCCCGCCGCUGCUGGCGCGGCUGUCCGAAGGGGUGGACGGCACCACCGUGCUGCACUCGACCCGAGCGGUCGCGCCCGUCAUCGACGUCAUCAACGCCGACACCUUCGAGUAUUCGGCCAGCCCGCUGGUGCGAGGAGGCUUCAACUGGGGACUACAUUUUAAAUGGGACAACUUGCCUAAAGGAACAUUGAAAACCGACGAAGAUUUCGUGCAACCUAUCAAGUCCCCGACAAUGGCUGGCGGAUUGUUUGCGAUAUACCGGCAGUACUUCAACUACAUCGGCAAAUACGACUCCGGCAUGAAUGUAUGGGGAGGUGAAAACCUGGAGAUUUCAUUUAGGAUAUGGAUGUGUGGCGGGAGCUUGGAGUUGGUGCCGUGCAGCCGCGUGGGGCACGUGUUCCGCAAGCGGCGGCCCUACGGGCUCGGCGAGAAGGAGGACUACAUGCUGCACAACUCCAUGCGGAUGGCCCACGUGUGGAUGGAUGACUACAUUAAGAAAGUGUUACAUCAGAACCCAUCGGCGGCGCACGUCUCCGUGGGCGAUAUAUCCGAGCGCAAGGCGCUGCGAGACCGGCUGCAGUGCAAGUCCUUCAAGUGGUACCUCGACAACGUGUACCCCGAGCUCGAGUUGGGCGACGACUCGGCGGCCAAGAGGAGGAUGGCGACGCUCAACGACCCCGGCAAGAACAAGUUCCAGCCGUGGCAUUCCAGGCAGCGCAAUUACACUGACUCGUUCCAAUUACGUCUGAAAAACACGUCGCUGUGCAUACAGAGCGCCAAGGACAUCAAGAGCAAGGGCAGCGGCCUGAUCCUCGCCAGCUGCAUACGGACGCUUAACCAAAUGUGGUUCGAAACGAGUCGCAAUGAGCUGGUGUUGGGGCGGACUCUGUGCCUCGACGCGACGGGGAACGUCGCGCCGACGCUGGGCAAGUGCCACGAGCUCGGCGGCGCGCAGGCGUGGAAACACAAGGCCUCGGCAGGUAGUCCUAUAUACAACGAGGCGGCAGGUAUGUGUCUCGGAGUCGAACGCGCUUACAGAUCGGAGCCUCUCGUCAUGGUCAUAUGUGACAACCAACCGACGAAUCAAUGGGACUUCAUGAGAUCUUAAACUGGCUACUAACUGUUGAAAAUUACUAAGUGAAGGGUACCCGGAAAAAACAUGUCUUGGCACUUUUUUCGGAAAAAAAAAACUAUUUUAAUCCCAAAAUGCAGAGCUCUUAAUGAGCUAUUACUUACAUCU